UAAAGAGCUAAUAAAUAGCUAUUGUCCGUCCCCCUUCUGCUUCAAUGAAGUUUAAGGAGUUCCUCAUCAAACCAAAACACAAAAAAUGGCGCCAAAAAGAAAACAUUCCUCAAUCUUCUUCGGUAACUGCGAGAUUACCGUCGAUGCCAACACUUUCACCUGCAAUUCCACUUCCAACUACCUCUUAAUCUCUCUUCCUCGAAGUGGAAAGAUCAAAUUAUCUGCAGUGGCACAAGACGCUUCUGCGAACGAUAAAAAUAAUUCUGAGAAUUUCAGCUCUGAAGAAAGAAAACAUGAGUUCGUGCUGCUUAAUCCUAAAGAUGUUGAUGUUAUUUGCAAAUCCUACCUUCAGGAAGUAUUACAGAUGUAUAUGGCAGAGCUACCUGGAAUGAACUAUGCUGCAAAUACUGGAAAGCAAUCGAAGUUUCUUGAGAGAUGUGUAACUAACGGGAAAUAUCGAACACUACUUCUGAAAUCUAGUUCAGCUGGAGAUUCAGGAAAGGUUAUAGCUGCAAUUACUUAUCAAAUCAUCCCUGCAGAUACAGAAUAUGCUGAGAUCCCACUUGCAGCUGUCAAUGCAAUCUAUCAACAGAAGGGCUUUGGUCGUGUAUUGUUUCUAGAGCUACGAAAGAGACUUCAAAAUGUUGGCAUUCGCUCUAUUUUUUGUUGGGGAGACAAAGAAUCUGAAGGGUUUUGGCUUAAACAGGGUUUUUCAUCAAUAGCACAGGUGGAUACCAAAGGUAGAGCCCACAAGUUACCUGUAAAAGCUGAUAUUCGCAGAGCAUUAUGCUUUCCCGGUGGUUCAACUCUGAUGGUUUGCCAUCUAAGGAAUGAAUUGUUAGACGACAAUGCUAACUCUGGGAAGUCUCUCCCCUCACUACCUCAUCAGAAUUCCUCUACACCCGCAAUUGUUGAAAAUGAACAGCUUGAAUUUUCUGGGGAACUACUCAUUGAUUUGAAAUCUUCCCAUAGAACAGACACAAAUCAAAGUCAACCUAAGGCUUUGGUAAAAGGUGGAUCUUCAAGCGGAUAUGGAAAACUUAGUGGAUUUGACAGUCACAAAUCUAAGAACUGCUGCAACUGCAACGACCCUGCUCCUUCGGCCAGAGAAAAUGAUGAUAGACAGGCAAAUGGUGCAGAUUGUUCACAGGAUGUAAAUUAUGCUAAUGUAGUGAAUUGUUCUCAAUCUACACAAGUUGCGAAGAGGGCCUGGGAAGCCUCUUUAUCCUCAUUGAAGUCAAAGAGAGUGAGGGGAAGCCAGUUAGUUGAGUGCCAAUCAGAUUCUAGCUGGGGUCUUAUCCAAGAGGCUGAUGAUAGGGUCAAUCCUUGUUUUGUGGAAGCCCCUCACGGUGAUUGUUUGAUUACAAAAAAGUCUGAAAAAUGUAUUGGAGACCUUUUGCAUUUAGAAGCUCCUGCCAACUCAGAACUGCCAUCAACUAAACAAUGCUUUAGAAUCAUGUUGAUGAAUAUCACUGAUGAUGCUAAAAAAACACAGCUUGCAAAGGUGAUUGAAGACCUUGGUGGAACUAUUGCCUCCGAUGGAAGCACGACAACACAUGUUGUCACAGGAAAAGUGAGAAAAACUCUGAAUUUCUGUACCGCCCUCUGUUCAGGUGCUUGGGUGGUCUCAUCAAGUUGGUUAAAAGAAAGUUUUCGUCAAGGCAGAUUUGUUGAUGAAUUGCCUCACAUAUUGAAUGAUGAGGAUUAUUUGUUGAAGUACAAAUUGGAUUUAAGAAGUGCAGUUUUCCGAGCAAAAGCUUGUCCCCGUGCUUUGUUUAAGGGGUAUAAUAUAUGUAUUGCAGCUAAUGUUCAAACUCCUGCAGAAACUCUGUCUGCCAUUGUUAGGUCUGCUGGUGGUAAUGUUAUUAGUGGACUCGAAAAAGUAAAUGAAACAUCAACAACAAUCUUUGUGACAUGCGAAGAAGAUAUAGAAGAAGCAAUGAUGGCUUCAAAGAAAGGUAUAAGGACUUUCAGUAGUGAGUGGUUUAUGAAAUGUGUCAUGAGACAAGAGCUUGACUUGGAAGCCUCCCAAUUUGCAGAGUCCUUAUAAGGAUGUUAACAUGUCUUUUGAUGUUUGGUAUAUAAGAAUAUUUCUGUAUUUAAGGAUGUUUACUUUUCAUUUAUGUAAAUUACUAGUUUUUUAGUAGAAUAAAAUCUUGUUAGAAAACUUGUCCUUCACUUGGAGGAUGACUUACCGGACUAAAUCUCAAAUGAGGUUUCAAAAGGUCCUAUAAUAAGGCAUAUGUUGGAUAUUGCAAUGAUUUUUUGGUUGGAUUUAGAAAUUGCUUGCAAAAGUAUUCAUUUUUAUCCAAA
Molecule: messenger RNA, 2313 nt
Organism: Cicer arietinum (chickpea)
Lineage: Eukaryota; Viridiplantae; Streptophyta; Magnoliopsida; Fabales; Fabaceae
Source: RefSeq, a predicted model, not a curated record